AUGGAGCAUCUGGCAACGGUGUUUGAUCGCCUUCAACAAUUUGGCGUUGUUCUCAACCCGUCCAAGUGCGUCUUCGGUGUUUCCUCCCUAGAAUUUCUCGGUCAUCUGGUCGACUCCCACGGCAUUCGGCCUCUUCCCUCAAAGGUUGCCGCCAUUCGGGACUUUCCACCCCCUACCUCAAAGCGUCAGUUGCAACGGUUCCUUGGUAUGGUGAACUUUUAUCGCCGGUUUCUCCCGAACUAUGCCUAUACCAUCCUACCUCUGAUCAGUCUCCUUUCAGGUUCUAAGCGCACCUUUGAAAUUACACCAGCAGCACUCACGUCAUUUGAGCAGGUAAAAGCUCUUCUGGCUGAUUACACCCUCCUGACUCACUUUCAUGCUGAUGCACCCAUAUCUCUGAUGUUCGAUGCCUCUAAUGUUGCUGUUGGAGCGGUUCUUCAACAAAGUCUGCCAGAUCCUACCGUGCCUUUGGCCUUCUUCUCCAGGAAACUAUCCAAGGCCGAAACACGCUACAGUACAUUCGAACAUGAACUUCUCGCUGCUUAUCUUACCGUAGGACACUUCCGGCAUUUACUCGAAGGUCGAGAGUCCACAAUUUUCACAGAUCAUGAGCCACUCACAUUUGCAAUGCACUCCCACUCUGACAAGCUAAGUCCCCGGGAGAUCCGCCACCUGGACUACAUUUCGCAGUUCACUUCAGACGUCCGCCAUAUUGACGAGUCACGGAAUGAGGUGGCUGACGCACUCUCCAGGCCCUCUAUCGCUCACCUUCAGCUUUCACUCGGGAUAGACCUCACUGAGAUGGCCGCUGAACAAUGCCGUGUCGGUCCAUCCUGUGAUGAGGAUGUUUCCGGACUCCAACUUCAGGAACUACCACUGACAACUGGCAACGGCACCAUCUUAUGCGACUUAUCCACUCCUUCCCAUCGUCCAUUUGUGCCACCAUCCCUCCGCCGCAAAGCUUUCUCCUCCCUGCACAAUCUCUCUCACCCGCGGAGUCGAGCAACCGACAAGCUGGUUUCCUACCGCUUCGUAUGGCCUGGGAUGCACAAAGACCUCAAAGCAUGGACACGGGCUUGUAUUGCCUGUCAACGGAGUGAGAUCCGGCGGCACAACAAGGCCCCCAUUGGCACUUUCCCCGGCCCUGGUGCAAGGUUCAGCCACGUUCACCUGGACAUUGUAGGCCCUCUGUCUCUGUCCAAUGGUUGUUCCUAUCUCCUCACCUUUGUGGAUCGAUUCACUCGGUGGCCUGAAGCAAUUCCCCUGCCUGACAUUGCUGCUCCAACGGUGGUCAAGGCUUUUCUCAGUCGUUGGGUUGCUAGCUUUGGUGCACCCUCCACAAUCACGACUGACCGCGGUGCCCAAUUUGAAUCUAACCUCUUCCAGUCUCUCCUCUCCUUGUUAGGCUGUACUCGCAUACGUACUACGGUCUAUCAUCCGGCAGCCAAUGGGAUGGUCGAGCGAUUUCACCGCCACAUGAAGGCCUCCCUACGCGCCGCAGACGAUCCGGAGAACUGGAUAGACCACCUCCCCCUGGUUCUGUUGGGCAUUUGCUCCUCCCUCAAGACGGACCUUGAUUGUUCUGCUGCUGAAUUCGUGUUCGGUGCCACCGUCCGACUUCCCGGUCAGAUGAUCUCGCCAACCCCGCGAGUUGCAGUUGAGGAUCCUACCAACCUCCUGCAUCGCCUCCGGCAAUUCCUGCGGACACUUUCCCCGGUUCCGCCGAGGGCAUCCCUAUCCGAGUCUUACAUCGAUAAAGACUUGACGACAUGCUCUCACGUCUAUCUCCGAUGGGAUCGAGUCCGCCGUCCCCUAGAACCACCCUACGAGGGCCCCUUCCGAGUGAUCUCUCGUGGGACGAAGAACUUCCGCAUCCAACGCGGAACUCGCGAGGAGGUCGUGAGCGUGGACCGUCUCAAAGCUGCCGUCCCGGACAUUCCUCCGGAUGAGCCCUGUGGUCGCAGUAGCUGCUGGUCGCAUGCUGUUUCGGAGCAGUCAGCGGAUGCCGAGCCCAAUUCGAUGUGA
Spirometra erinaceieuropaei is the source of this 2025-nucleotide messenger RNA. NCBI's taxonomy places the organism in Eukaryota, Metazoa, Platyhelminthes, Cestoda, Diphyllobothriidea, Diphyllobothriidae. The record is from the annotation of a GenBank genome assembly.